AUGAUUAGAACCGCCUCCAGAUCGUCUCUUCUCAAGAGAUGCAUUGCCACCCAGGCUGCCCCAAAGCCCCAGAUCACCGAGCUGUCUAAUGGUCUCGUCGUCGCCACAGAGACCAACCCAAACUCUGCGUCCUCUAGUGUCGGUAUUGUGUUUGGCUCUGGUUCCUGUGCCGAAAACCCUUACAACAAUGGUGUCUCCAACGUGAUGUCCCACGUCUUCGAAACUGCCAACGCUGCUGAAGCUGCCAAGAAAGGUUUGUCGCUUUCCACCACUGUGGGUAGAGACUUCCAAUCCUACGUGGCCAGUACUCAAGGCUCUGCCGCGCAAGCUUUGGAGUUCUUGCAAGGCCAAUUGGCCUCUGGUCUAACAGACGCCUCUUUCGCAGCUUCCAAGUCCACCAUCUUGAAGCAAGUGGCCCAAUUUGAAGAAAAGGACCACGCCGGUCGUGUGUUAGAGCACUUGCACGCUACCGCUUUCCAAAACACACCUUUGAGUCUCCCAACCAGAGGUACUGUUGAAUCUGUUGAAGGUUUGGAAAAGGGCGACGUCGAAGCUUUUGCUCAAAACCAAUUUUUGUCCUCCAACGCCGUCAUUGUCGGUUCUGGUAACAUCGCACACGAAGAUUUGCUAAAGGCUGUUGAAUCUCAUGUUUCUUUGAAAUCUGGCGAAAAGCCAGUUCCAAAAAAGAAGUCCACAUUCCUAGGUUCUGAAAUCAGACUAAGAGACGACACUUUGCCAAAGGCAUGGAUCUCCAUUGCCGCUGAGGGUGAAAAAGUAACCUCACCUCAAUACUACGUGGCUAAAGUUGCCGCUGAAGUUUUUGGAUCCUUCACCGCUUCUGAACCUGCCUCUAGAUUGCAAGGUAUCAAGCUGCUAGAUCAAAUCCAAGACUACCACUUGUGCGAAACCUUUGACCACUAUUCUCUAUCAUACAAAGAUUCCGGUCUAUGGGGUUUCUCCACUGUCAUUUCCAACAUCGACCAAGUCGAUGACAUGAUUCACUUCACUUUGAAGCAAUGGAACAGAUUGUCCAUCUCUGUUACCGAACAAGAAGUUGCCCGUGGUAAGGCUAUGUUGAAGUUGAAGUUGGCUUCUGGUGCUCUUGACAACGCUAGUAUCGCAACUAAGUUGGGUGCGCAAACUUUGGCCUUAGGUGCCAAGCCAGCGUUGACUGAAGUCUUUGCCAAGAUUGAUGCCAUCUCUGUCAAGGACAUCAAGAAGUGGGCCUCCAACAAAUUGUGGGAUCAAGAUAUUGCAAUCUGUGGUACCGGUCAAAUCGAGGGUUUGUUGGACUACAUGAGAAUCAGAAACGACAUGAGCAUGAUGAGAUGGUGA
Molecule: messenger RNA, 1335 nt
Organism: Lachancea fermentati
Lineage: Eukaryota; Fungi; Ascomycota; Saccharomycetes; Saccharomycetales; Saccharomycetaceae
Source: the annotation of a GenBank genome assembly